Molecule: messenger RNA, 308 nt
Organism: Entrophospora candida
Lineage: Eukaryota; Fungi; Glomeromycota; Glomeromycetes; Entrophosporales; Entrophosporaceae
Source: the annotation of a GenBank genome assembly
AUUCAAGAAGAUGCUAUAAAAUCCCACAACCAUAUUGGUCUCUUCAUCGAUAAUAUAAAUGGUCAAUGGGGACAAAAUUAUUAUAAAGGGGAUUUAUACUUGCACGGAUUACAAACAUCUGCACCAACUCCAACAAAUCCAUUUUAUACUGGACACACAGUGACCAGGGAUCUGUCACUCGACAUCACUGAAAAUGAAAAAGAAUUAAUAAUAAAUGCUGAAUUACUGGGAGUCACCAAAGAACAAAUAAACGUCGAUAUUAAUGAUGGUACACUCAUUAUUUCGGGCGAAAUCAAACAAAACGAAAA